AUGUCUCCCAUACACCCACAGAUUACAUCGUCAUCCUCAGCAGAGGAAGUUAGGAACCAGGAGCCACUGGACGCCCCAAAGCUGGAGUCUCACGCGUCUCAUGCGGGCAAGAAAUGUCAUUACGAAAAGUAUCGAAGCCCCGUGCAGACCCUAGUCGGGGGGCGUGAAAGACAAACAGACAGCCAUGCCGCAUGCGUCCUCCCACGCAGACACCUGGAGAGACUCUUCCUAGACGCAGCCGUUCACCCCAGCUUGGGGUCAGUGGUCGCCGUGGUCCGCUUCAUAGGGGCCAUAUACGGACGUUCAGACCGGUCCGCCCAGCUGAGAGAGCAAGCAAGGAGAAACAUCUCAUGCCCGACCGACUCGCCGGGGGUUCCGCACGCCGACCCCUUUCUGGUUCAAGCACGUCUCCUCUUCUCCAUCGCCCUCUUUUGGAGCAGCGACGAGGCCGAAACGCAGCAAAUUAUGGAUGGUGCCGUGUCCCUAGCCCUGGACCUGCCGACACUCUACAUCGUCGAUGCUUACUACGCGGACAUGCAGCGGUCUAUGAACUAUCCAACCCGGGACCUUCGGGCUACCGUUGGUCUUCCUUGCGAGGAGACCGACAUGAAUUGGGCGUGCCUCAUCGACGCAGUCGACGCCAUCAUUGACGGAUGGCUCCUUUUGCUGCCCGAGUCCAAGCGGCACGUCAUGACCAAGGAAGGCGUUGUCGACGAGCUCAUGUUCCAAGCUCAGAUGGUAUGCACGCACCAUAGAUGGAUCAUCGGCUGCCACCGACAACACUCCGCCCUCCUGUUCCACCCACUCGAGAUCAUCUCGAGCUGCGCAACCGGGGGCCCCGACAACCUCCUCGCCGCCGGGGAGCUGGUCAACAUCCAUACCACGCGGUGUCUGCGGUCCAUCGAGGCCCAAAUCAGGCCCCUGGCCCUCCCGGCCCGAUCGUUCCGCCACACGCCCUUCACGGACCUGCAUGGUGACGACGGGGACGGUCCCCCUGCUCUCGGCCUGCAAGUUCCUCCUGAAGGACGAGAAGCUCAAGAUUGCCAGGCACCAGAUCCGGCUGAGCAUCGGCUGCCUCAGGGCGCUGGCGGACUUUUGGCCGCAGGCGGCCCUGAACGGAACGUCCGGGAGAUCCAGCACAUCUCCCAGGAAGUGCUGGGGCUUGCGCCGAAGACUGGGUCCUCCGAUUCAGUCGAUUGUCACGAGAGCUCGAUGGAGGGGAGCUUGGCUCGGGAUGCCUUCUCUUUUGCUUUCCAUGGAGAGUCUGAGUCUUCAACCCAACUGGGACUUGACCAACGCUCAUUUCAAUUGCGGGCCAUGGCCUGA
This is a messenger RNA of Sodiomyces alkalinus F11, 1326 nucleotides long. RefSeq lists its product as hypothetical. NCBI's taxonomy places the organism in Eukaryota, Fungi, Ascomycota, Sordariomycetes, Glomerellales, Plectosphaerellaceae. Bases 1 to 1326 code for a protein of 441 amino acids. The transcript is spliced from 6 exons. The record is from RefSeq and is a predicted model, not a curated record.